Copidosoma floridanum is the source of this 1349-nucleotide messenger RNA. It is a transcript of the gene Gcat, whose product is annotated as Glycine C-acetyltransferase. NCBI's taxonomy places the organism in Eukaryota, Metazoa, Arthropoda, Insecta, Hymenoptera, Encyrtidae. Gene Ontology annotation, biological process: L-threonine catabolic process; biosynthetic process. Gene Ontology annotation, cellular component: mitochondrion. Gene Ontology annotation, molecular function: glycine C-acetyltransferase activity; pyridoxal phosphate binding. The record is from RefSeq and is a predicted model, not a curated record.
CAUAACAAUGCCAGCGUCGUCAGUCGGCUCGAACAGGUGAUAGGUAUCGAGAACUUCUUCAAAAUGAUGAGACGAACUUUGUUCAAACACACGCGAUCGUUUACAUGUUUUAAUGUUUCGAUCGAAGCUAAACGGUACAUGUGCUGGCGAGGGAUGACUUCGCUGGCGGAGGUCCUGCAACCGGAGUUGGAUUCCAUCAGGGAAGCUGGCACCUGGAAAUCGGAGAGGAUUAUAUCUUCGGCCCAAAGCACCAUGAUUUCGUUGAACGAUGGGAGAAAAGUGCUCAAUUUUUGCGCCAACAAUUAUUUGGGACUGUCGGACAACAAACAAGUCAUCGAAGCGGCGAAAGAAGCACUCGAUAAGUACGGCGCAGGUCUGAGCUCGGUUCGUUUUAUUUGCGGCACCCAAAACAUUCACCGCGAGUUGGAGAAAAAAUUGGCCGUCUUUCACGAUCGAGAGGACGCGAUUCUCUACGCUUCCUGCUUCGAUGCGAACGCUGGGAUUUUCGAAACGCUACUCACGCCCGAGGACGCGAUACUCAGCGAUGAGCUCAAUCAUGCAUCGAUUAUCGACGGCAUCAGGCUUUGCAAGGCUAAAAAAUUUAGAUACAAACACAGAGACAUGGCAGAUUUGGAAGCGAAGCUGAGGGAGAGCUCGGGGGCGCGGUUACGAUUGAUCGCCACUGAUGGUGUGUUCUCCAUGGAUGGGACGGUCGCACCAUUGCCCAACAUCAUCUAUCUGGCAAAGAAGUAUGAUGCCCUGACGUUCGUCGAUGACUGCCAUGCCACUGGAUUUUUCGGCAAGACUGGAAGGGGCACGGAAGAAUAUUUCGACUUGUUGGGUAACAUUGAUAUGAUAAACUCUACCUUGGGCAAGGCUCUUGGUGGUGCAUCCGGUGGAUACACGGUGAGCAAAAAGCCACUGAUUGAUCUAUUGAGGCAAAGAAGUCGACCGUACCUGUUCUCCAAUUCGUUGCCACCGCCUGUAGUUGCAACUGGCAUUAGGGUGCUCGAUCUUAUAAGCGAGAGCUCUAGUUUUCUUAAGAACUUACAACACAACACCCGACUCUUUAGGGAUAAAAUGACAGACGCUGGGUUUAAAAUCAGUGGGGACAAUCAUCCCAUUAGCCCAGUAAUGCUCGGAGAUGCCAAGUUAGCCAGCACUUUUGCUGACAAAAUGCUAGAAAAGGGAAUAUACGUCAUUGGAUUCAGUUAUCCUGUUGUUCCUAAGGAUAAAGCAAGAAUAAGAGUUCAGAUAAGUGCAGCUCACACGACAGAAGAAAUCGACAGAGCUGUUGACGCGUUCGUUGAAAUUGGAAAGGGCCUUGGAGUCAUUUGUUGAAAAAAAAA